Molecule: messenger RNA, 873 nt
Organism: Thermothelomyces thermophilus ATCC 42464
Lineage: Eukaryota; Fungi; Ascomycota; Sordariomycetes; Sordariales; Chaetomiaceae
Exons: 5
Coding region: 1-873 (290 amino acids)
Source: RefSeq, a predicted model, not a curated record
AUGAUCCACGUCAACAUGACGGGAGCAAGCGGCCCAGUAACAAGGAAGCAUUCGGAAUCGACAAAAACGACGGCCAAAGAAGGACAGGAUGUAUGGUUCCGCCGAAUUGCCGCCCUCAUUAUCGAUUUGUCGGGUUCCCAGCAUGCGCGCGAUCGAUCGUCCUGGCCGCAUGCCUUUCCCGUCGCAUCCCGCUCUGCCGAGAAACCAGGACGCAGUCAGGAAUUGGCCUCUGGGAUCCAGCGGGCCUCCCCGCUUGCGCAUGAGAGCGAAGAUCACCAGAUUGCCAGUUGUUCAGCUGCCGAAUACGGCAGAGGUACAAGCGGCGACGAUGCUCAACAUACGUAUCAUGCGUCUCAAAACUGCGCCACUCACAACACAUGCUCCAUGUUCCGCGGGCGGGAGGAAUGGCCAGAUCUCAAAGCAAUCGUGGACACUGUGUGGUUCCAACUGAAGAGGCAGGGGCAACUGAUUGCCGCCACCGCAUCCCUUCCCAAGUUGCUGAAGCCAGCGGUUGCAGGGAUCCGGUUCGGCGCUACCCGAAACCUGAUCUCUCCUCCUCCGCUUCCCCAGCCCACACUACUCUACUCUACUGAAUACGUCGCCUGCAAAUGUUCUCGUGAACAGUGGGUCGCCGCUGCUGCCGCAACUGUGGUGCUGCGUGCUGUGUGCUCCGGAGAUGAGGGCACGACUCUCGAACCAACCGCCAACACUCCCCGCAAGCGUCCGCGGUCGAACCCCGCCUUCACGACCUUCAUGUCACACUGGAUCAAAACGAUCGGCAACGAGUCAACACCCCCCGCCGCAGGGAUUGAUACACGCGAGCACACCGAGGUGGAUAUACAGUCCACCUUUCCCCCAAGGCCUGGCCUGUAG